AGCUGGGGUGUGUGGUGGAGGGGGGGCUCUCCUGCCCCUGUCCCCUCCGCCGAGCUGCGAGGUGGUGCUGCCUCUCCAGAGAGAGCCUGUAACACUCAAUUAUUUAACAAAGCUGGCUGAUAGCGGGGAAUACCCUCCUGAAAGAGCUUGCUGGAUAAAUCAGCCUCUUCAAACGGCUGUGCAGGCUUGUGGCUGGAGCUGGCAGGCUGGUGGCGUACGGGUGGCGUGAUAGCAGGUCUGAGGCGAACGGUCGCAUCUCUUCUGUCCAGGCGAGGUGUGUUCGGCGGUGCUGCUGGGUGUUUGCUGUGGAAGUCACCUCUUGAGUGCGGUAUUUUUUCCCCUGCUAUGGCUCUUGCCCUUUGUGCUGUGACUACGUGCAUCUGCAGGGAUUCACCCACCUCCCGGCUCUAUGGCAGUAGGAUGAUGGAUGUGGUCUCUCCCUAGGAGGACAGCACAGAGCUGUAGGAUCGGCUGUGAGCUCACCACCACCACCGCGGCAAGUACAGAGCAGCUCUUUUAAGCAGGCUGCGGACUCGGUGAGACCCUCCGCCUCACCUGCCUGCCCUUUACGGAUUGCUCCGGAAGGAUGAUCGCAGCCCUCUGCAAACUACCUCAUCCCCGGAGCAGGGGCCAAGCAUCAACCAUGGCACAAAUCCAGAGCAGCCUGGGGGAGCCCUGCACUGCUGCCCUCCUCUGUGCCCCGCACCCGUGCCCAAACACAUGGCUCCGUGCUGCCCAGGCACCUGCCUGGGGCUGGCUCUGCCCAGCAGGGGGACGAAGAUGCUGUGAAGAGACCCCACCGAGCACAUGUCCCACCGGGUGUGUUGUCCCCUCGUAGCAUGUGGCAGCCAAGCAGCUCCACUGAGCCGGAGCCCAUUGCUGGCCAAGCUGGCAGCAGGAGGCUUCUUCCCACUGCCCUUGUGCUGCUGCCGGGUUUGCUCAUCCUGGCAGGCAUCGCUCCCGGCCAGGGCCCAGUGCCGGCAAGAGGAGCUGCGGGCUGGGCCCUGUGGCCUCCUUUCACUGCUGCCUGAAGAUGGCAAGAGAUAUUUUAGGAGAACGUGACAACACUCUGCUCCUGUGUUUUCACCCCCUUCCCACCUGCCCACUGUGAGAGCUCAGCUCCGCUGGCAAGGCUCUGGCUCCCGUGGAACCUGCCAGGAUGGGUGCAAUGGGGCCAGCAUGCACUGCUUCUUUGUUGAGGAGCUGAAUACCUGGACCCACCAGCAUGGGGUGCCUGCACCAGGCUCUUGUGAUGCCCAGGGCAGUGGUGUUAUGACUCGCAGGACCCCAAAUGCGGUGAGUGGUGCCACGUGCGGGAUGGGGUGUGCUGGGGCUGUGCAGGGCUCAGGCCCCCACGUCUCCCCACAGCCUGGCUGUGGGCACCCUGAGCAGCAUCAGUGAGGCUGCAGUCAGGAGCAUGGCUUGGAAAAGGGCAAAUUCCCCCAUAUCACACCAAGGCCCCAGCCACUGGAAGGAGCUGAAAGCCACGUGUGGCGGUGACAAGCAGUCCCCCGUGAACAUCGACAGGCGCCGGCUGCAGCGGGACGGUGGCCUUGGGGACAUCCUUUUUGAGGGCUACGACCAGGCUCCCCCGGGCAAGUGGAGGCUGGCAAACGAUGGGCACACAGUGAUGCUGAGCCUGGUGAGUGAGUCGGCCUCUGAGCACAUCGCCAUCAGCGGCGGGGGCCUCCCCGGCAGGUACCGUGCCCUGCAGCUCCACUUCCACUGGGGCAGCCCAGCCGGGAAUGGCUCUGAGCACACCCUCGACGGACGCCAGCUCCCCAUGGAGCUGCACAUUGUCCACAUCAAUGUCAAGUACCGGACGCUGGCAGAGGCCAAGGGUCAUCCCAACGGGCUGGCUGUCCUCGGCUUCUUCUUCCAGGUCUCCGAAACCCCUAACACCAACUACAACACCAUUGUGGCAGGGCUGAGGAAUGUCUCCCAUGCUGGGGACUCUGUGGAUUUGGCCUCCACCUUCCGCCUGAGCACCCUGCUGCCGCAUGCCGGCUGGCUCUCCAGGUACUACCGCUACCAGGGCUCCCUCACCACCCCUGACUGCAGCGAGGUCGUCGUCUGGACUGUCUUUGAGGAGCCAGUGGAGAUCGGCCGGGAGCAGCUGCGGGCGUUCGUCAGCACCCUCCACUUCCCGGCCACCGGCUCCACACUCCUAAAAAUGACCAACAACUUCCGCCCACCGCAGCCCCUCCGCAGCAGGAAGGUUUUCGCCUCCAGGGCGGCCACGGCCAGUGGCGGGUCCCCACAUGGGGACCACCACCACCUCCUGUCCCCCCUGCUCCUCCUGGGCCUGCUUGGCCCCUUCUCAUCAACUCUGUAGGGUCUAACCCAGCCUUUCAAUGGUCUCCGCAUGAGCAUCGCCCUGCUGCAAUGGUGACAGGGAGGUGCUGCAUCUCUUUCAUGGGUGAAUGGGAAAAAAACAUAACAAAAAAGCAUGUCAGGACCUUGGCUGGUGAAGAUUUUGCAAACCUGGAUCUUUGCAAGCCUGGAGCUGCCCUGCAAUGUCCCUCUACCCGGGCGGUGGCAGCCGCUGGGAGAAGGAUGGUCUAGGGGCUGGAAUAAAGCCGAGGUUCUUGCCAGCGGCUGUGGGUUGCUGCCU
This is a messenger RNA of Falco peregrinus (peregrine falcon), 2614 nucleotides long. RefSeq names its product carbonic anhydrase 15-like. Gene Ontology annotation, cellular component: plasma membrane. The record is from RefSeq and is a predicted model, not a curated record. The transcript is spliced from 10 exons. Bases 1418 to 2335 code for a protein of 305 amino acids. Lineage: Eukaryota; Metazoa; Chordata; Aves; Falconiformes; Falconidae. Gene Ontology annotation, molecular function: carbonate dehydratase activity; zinc ion binding.